AUGUCUAUCACUACUACCACUACCACAGGAGACGUGCCUUCUUUCCCUGUAACUCAAUUGACAGCCAAGGAUAUCACGAUUCAAGGUAGACAUUUCGUUGAUCCUCACGGUAGAAUCCUAAGUCUCAGAGGAGCGAAUAUUAGUGGAUCAAGUAAAGUACCAUCGAAUAAACCAAAGAUACACGAUCAUGCUCAGGUCACUUAUGUCAAUAGACCAUUCCCAUUAGAAGAAGCUGAUGAACAUUGGAAAAGACUCAAGUCAUGGGGAUUAACAUUCUUAAGGAUAACAGUCACAUGGGACGCAGUCGAACAUGAAGGACAGGGUAUAUACGAUCAAGAGUAUCUCGAUUACCUGAGAAAGUUAUUACAGAGUAUGGAGAAAUACGGUUUAGUAGCUUAUGUUGCUAUACAUCAAGAUGUAUGGUCAAGGUAUUCAGGAGGUUCCGGUGCACCAGGAUGGACACUUUGUGCAGCUGGAUUUGACCUUUCAAACGAUGGUGAUAAUCUUGCUUUGUCAGGUGCAGCUUUCUUGGAUGGUAUUAAAGGUGGUAGAUUAUCUGGUGAAAGAGGUUUAUGGCCUACCGGAUAUCAAAAGCUUGCUGCAGCUAGUAUGAACACACUCUUUUGGGGAGGUGAAACUUUCGCUCCUUCCUUGACUGUCUCCAGUAUUGCAUCCGAUGGAAAGAAGAAAAAGGUCAACAUACAAAACUAUCUCCAAGAUGCCUUCUUGUCAAUGUUUGGUAAAUUGGUGGAAGCUGUUGGCGAUGUUGAAAGUGUAAUGGGUUUCGAGCUCAUGAACGAACCUCAUCCUGGAUACAUUGGACUCUCCUCCAUACAUGAAUGGAACUACAAUACAGAUCUUCAUUUGGGUACUUUCCCUUCACCAUUACAGUCGUUCUCCAUGGGUUCAGGUCAUCCAACUUCUGGAGUUCCAGUGUAUACCAGAACUUUCCCAUUCCCCACGAAAAUCUCAAGUUACACAACAGCUAAUCCAGAAGGUGUAUCAGCAUGGAACAAACAUUCAUGUCCAUGGGAAAAAGAAGGUGUUUGGAGAUGGAGUCAAGCUAAAUCUUCAGCAAUAGCAUUACAAGAAGAUUAUUUCACCAAAAAUCGUAAAGGUGAAAAAAUCGAUUUCUAUAAUGAUUUCUAUUUCCCUUUUGUACAAAAAUGGGAACAAGUUUUGAACCAACAUCAAUCAUCAAAAGCGACAUCUAACGGAAAACAAAAAGAAGUAAUGAGAAUGGUUGAGACUAUCCCUAAUGAAUAUUGCCCAACUUGGGAUGAAGAUAAAAGACCUUCCAAUAUGGUUUACACUCCUCAUUGGUACGAUCUCAACGCUUUGUUCAAAAAGCAGUUUGGAAAUAUGACCGUCAAUGUACAAGGCUUAUCUAGGGGAAUGUUCAUCCUCAAAGCCCUAUACUUCGGUGCCAAUGGCGCAAAACUAAACUACGCCAAACAGAUCAAAAACCUUGUCCUUGAAGCUAGACUCAAGCUCGGUGCUGUACCUGUGGUCAUUGGUGAAUGUGGUGUACCCAUGGAUCUGAAUAACGAACAUGCACUGAAGACCGGAGAUUGGAAAUGGCAAGAAAGGAUGAUGGAUUCACUCAUUUCCGCUAUGGAAAGUGCGAAUGUAGGGUUCAACUUGUGGACAUAUAACCCAGCAAAUAGGGACGAUAUCGGAGAUGACUGGAACGCUGAAAACUUCUCUUGGUAUUCUGAUUACAAUCGAUCGCUUGCGCUCAAGAAAGCUGAAAAUUCAGAGGACUUUGAUGCUGGAGGAAGGCUGUUGGAUGUAAUCGUUCGUCCUUAUGCCGUGGCUACAGCUGGGACACCACUUUCUUCAUCAUACGACUCCGAAGCUGGAUUGUUCACUCAUCGCUACACUUCAUCACUGCGCAUCACGACUGAUUCACCUUCAAUCGAGGAAGUGACUGAAAUCUUCUUACCUUCAAGAGUCUACAAGCGGAUAAAUGAGGUUUCAUUCUCAGCUUCCAUAGGUGGUAAAUUGUUAUUCGAUUUAUCUAAACAGAGGGCUUUCGUAUGGUUCGAGGAUCCAAACUAUCAAGUUGAUUUAGGACCAAGAAUCAAUUUUGGAGAGAAAACAAGAACUCGUCGUGUAGACAUCUGGGUUAAAGGGAAAUCAAUCAAAAAUGAUAGUUACUCGAUUCCACAAAUCAUUUCGAUUUUGUUGUUCGUCGUGGUUGCUAUUUUGGGUGUCAGGUAUGCUCAAGAGAUUGAAUGGAACAAAGAAGAAAACGCCUUGAAACAUCAUAGAACACCUGAUAGAAGUUGGUUUAAGGCUUAA
Kwoniella shivajii is the source of this 2304-nucleotide messenger RNA. RefSeq lists its product as uncharacterized. The coding region runs from base 1 to 2304 and encodes 767 amino acids. Lineage: Eukaryota; Fungi; Basidiomycota; Tremellomycetes; Tremellales; Cryptococcaceae. The transcript is spliced from 16 exons. The record is from RefSeq and is a predicted model, not a curated record. Gene Ontology annotation, molecular function: beta-glucosidase activity.